Molecule: messenger RNA, 705 nt
Organism: Dichotomopilus funicola
Lineage: Eukaryota; Fungi; Ascomycota; Sordariomycetes; Sordariales; Chaetomiaceae
Product: Rieske [2Fe-2S] iron-sulfur domain-containing protein
Exons: 4
Coding region: 1-705 (234 amino acids)
Biological process (GO): mitochondrial electron transport, ubiquinol to cytochrome c
Cellular component (GO): membrane
Molecular function (GO): quinol-cytochrome-c reductase activity; 2 iron, 2 sulfur cluster binding
Source: RefSeq, a predicted model, not a curated record
AUGGCUGCGCCCCUCCGCACCGCCUCGCGCGCUCUCGCGAGGUCAACCGCGACCGCUGCCUCCGUCCGCACCGCCGUCCGCGCGAUCAGCUCGACCCCCGCGGUCCGCGACGCCUCGUCCUCCUACCAAAGCCCUUUCAAGGGCGGCGAGUCCACGACCAAGGUGCCCGACUUCUCCAAGUACAUGUCCAAGGGGUCCGGUAGCACCAAUGCGUUGUUCUCGUACUUUAUGGUGGGCACUCUGGGCGCCAUCAGCGCGGCGGGUGCCAAGUCGACUGUUCAGGAAUUCCUUGUCAACAUGUCCGCUUCGGCAGAUGUGUUGGCCAUGGCCAAGGUCGAGGUUGAGCUCGAUGCCAUUCCCGAGGGCAAGAACGUCAUCAUUAAAUGGCGUGGCAAGCCCGUCUUCAUCCGCCACCGGACCGCUGCCGAGAUUGACGAGGCCAACAGCGUCUCUGUUGCCUCAUUAAGGGACCCCCAGGCCGACGAGGACCGUGUUAAGCAGCCCGAGUGGCUAGUCAUGCUGGGUGUCUGCACACAUCUGGGUUGUGUGCCCAUUGGCGAGGCGGGUGACUUUGGCGGUUGGUUCUGCCCAUGCCACGGUUCCCACUACGAUAUCUCGGGCCGCAUCAGGAAAGGACCCGCCCCGCUGAACCUCGAGAUCCCGGCAUACGAUUUCUCCGAUGACGGCAAGCUGGUUAUUGGUUAA